Messenger RNA from Penicillium digitatum Pd1, 1305 nucleotides. RefSeq lists its product as uncharacterized. The record is from RefSeq and is a predicted model, not a curated record. NCBI's taxonomy places the organism in Eukaryota, Fungi, Ascomycota, Eurotiomycetes, Eurotiales, Aspergillaceae.
AUGCCUGAUAAGGUUGUUCAGUUGAACGAACAGGGUCAGAUUGUGGCCUCGGCCCAAAAGCGGGCCCUCUUCCCUGAUGACAAUGAGCCCCAGAACCCGGCUAGGCUAGUUCAACUCGAGCCAAAGGGUUCUGCGACAACGCACAAGUGGCCCGAGGACACCGACAUCAGUGGGGACGAAAAAUGGGACUCCGAUCCGCCCACCUCGCCCGAAUACAAGAUUUCCAGUGCGAGUGGUGAUGGGGACAGCGAUACCAGUGACUCUCUUUCUUCGCCGUCCGCAAAGCGAGUGAAGAUGGCUGAUCUGCAUCACUCGGUCAAUAAAGGUCGCUCGCUUAAGCCUAAGGCCAAAAAGGCCAGGAGGAGGAAGACAUGGGAUUCAGAUCAGUCAAUGUCUGAGCCAAGUGACCUUGACUACGAGAGCGAGGAAGAAUACUUCAUUCCUGCAGGAGAGCGGGACGACGAGCUGCUCAACAAUAAGCUGACUCGAGAAAGGGCAAAGCGCCUACUUGAAGCAAUGGAACUCCCCCAAGGCCACGACCUGUCACCAGACGAACAGCGGACUGCCCAUCAACUUCUGACUCGUGGCUGCAUGCCAACCAUCCAUAGACACUGGGAGAAGGAUUUCUCUACCCUUCCAGAGUCGCUAUUCUUUUCUGGGAAAGAUGACGAAAUUCAGUGUAACGAAUCUCACUUUGUCCUUGGAAACAAUAAGUGUUCCGAAUUUUACGCGAUCCGUGCCUUUCAAGAGCUUUUAAAGAUAUGUGGCAAUGUGAGGGACUACUGUAAUAUCCUUGACAUCGGUCCUGGGAUCUAUAUCAAGAAGUCGAUAGAAAAAUACCUGCGCUGGGCAUUGAACGAUGCCGGUGUCAGGGUCCAGCCGGACACACCCCAUGUGCAUGUCAUCUAUUGCCAACAUCAGGAUGAAGAGCCAAAGGAAGCCUUUAGUAAAGUUGCUGAAACAUUGGAGAAGCUAUCGAAUACCUGGCAGAGCCUACUUGCUGCACCCCACGAUGUUGAAGCAGCUUGGCCCGCAUUGAUGGGACUCGUCCUCUGUGGACCUGUUCUUUCGGCCAUCUCUCUGGACACCAAUCCUUAUCCACAAACCCAAACACAAGGAAUUAAGUUCCUUGGUCAUUUUGACCUUUCAGAUUUUGAUAAUGAUGUGUGGAACACCCUAGCUGUCGCGAUCAUCGUCAUGCACAUCAAAAGGACCUUGACCAAACUCGCAAAAGGCUACGAUCACAGAUUUGUGGCCUCGACAUUUGAUAACCCUGUCAUUGGUUCCCCGGACCUCGAUCGUUAA